AUUACCCCUUAUCUCGAACACUAAUUAUUAUGCUGAAAGCAGACCAAUCUUAGUAAGCUCUUCUUCAUUGUUUAUCACACGUUUUUCGAAAAAAAAAGUGCUGUUUUAAAUCAGUGAGAGGUAGGAAAGAAAUCAUGUUGAGAGCAUGUCUACUAGUGGUACUGAUUGGGUGCACAGCCUGUACCUCGGUGAUCCAACUUAAUUCGGAAGUAAUGCUAUUUAGUGCUCACCUGAUGGAGGACACACCCCUGCAAACAUCUGAACUCCAACUAGAUAGCGAGGAGCUUGUAGACCAUCUAAUUUUGAUGUUUUGCUCUGGAAGCAUUGGUGAGGUUACUUUUCGGCAGUUUCCUAAACUACAUAAACUCACAAUCUGGAGAAGCCGUAUCGAGCACAUUUCCGCCUUUCUCCCUAUAACCGAGCUUGAAGUAGUACGUUCCUACUUUCCCAAUCUUGACGCUAGCUUACAAGAAAAACUGCAAAAGCUCCGCAUUCUAACUAUCAAGGCGAAUAAGAAUUUUCAAGUGGAACCUUUGAUACUCAAGAACUUCAAGCAUUUGCAAACUCUUUUCAUAUCGGAGGCUAACUUUACCGAUGACUGCGUAACAAAGAACUGGUUUAAGGGAAUGGAAGAUCUACAACAAUUGGGGCUUAGGGGCAAUGGCAUCAGCUGCAUGACUGCUGACGCUCUUAGCAGCUUGCAAAACCUCAGAAUGUUGGACCUAACCAACAAUCAUCUAGCAGACAUUCAUAAAACAGCUUUUAAAGAGCUCACUAAACUCGAACAAUUGGGCUUUUACGAAAACGAUCUGGAGGAGUUUGAUUUCCAAGCCUUGGCCAGCCAGAAGGGUCAUUUGGAGCUACUGGGAGUGUCCUGGAAAGUACUGAAAUCCAGCGGAAUAUCUGCAAAAAAUUUACUGAAAGUUUUGCCCAAUUUAAAACUGCUAUCGCUGGGACAUACGGAUAUGCCAACUGAUUUUAAGGCUGGCGAGUUUUGUCACAUUUUGAAGCAGAAUGGGGCUAGCUGUAUGAUUGAUAAUCUUUUUGGUACACCAACCCUGUUCGGGACUCAAUGGUGAGCCAGAGGAGAGCUCACUUGUUCUUACAAUACUUAUUUAUAUGACAGAUGAUCAACCAUGUGUGAAGGAACAUUGCAUGACAUAAUAAAUUGAACACUAUUUUUGAGUCAAAA
Molecule: messenger RNA, 1192 nt
Organism: Dendroctonus ponderosae (mountain pine beetle)
Lineage: Eukaryota; Metazoa; Arthropoda; Insecta; Coleoptera; Curculionidae
Product: platelet glycoprotein V
Exons: 3
Coding region: 135-1079 (314 amino acids)
Molecular function (GO): protein binding
Source: RefSeq, a predicted model, not a curated record